GUGAGUCAGGCGGCCCGGCCCGAGGCCCGCGAGUCCUCUCCGGGGCGUCGAAACUUAUCUUCGCUUGUAAAAACUCGUUUUGGGUGAAAACGAAGAGGGCGUUUGGCAUCUUGCUCGGUUUGCUUCCUGGUGGUCGGCCAGCUCUGUUCUUAAGACAUUUUAGCCAUGACUAAGAGAGAGGCAGAGGAGCUGAUAGAAAUAGAAAUUGAUGGAACUGAGAAACAGGAAUGCACUGAAGAGAGCAUCGUAGAGCAAACCUACACCACAGCAGAAUUUGUGAGUCAAGCUAUUGACAUCAAUGAACCAAUUGGAAAUCUUAAGAAGUUGCUGGAACCCAGACUGCAGUGUUCCUUGGAUGCACAUGAAAUUUGCCUGCAAGAUAUCCAGCUGGACCCAGAUCGAAGCCUUUUUGAUCAAGGAGUAAAAACAGAUGGAACAGUGCAACUCAGUGUGCAAGUAAUAUCUAGGCAAGGGAUAGAGCCCAAGUUAAACAUCCUUGAAAUUGUGAAGCCUGUGGAGACUGUGGAGGUAGUGAUUGAUCCAGAUGCUCAUCAUGCAGAGGCUGAAGCUCACCUUGUUGAGGAAGCUCAAGUGAUAACCUUGGAUGGAACAAAACAUAUUACAACAAUUUCGGAUGAAACCUCUGAACAAGUGACACGAUGGGCUGCAGCGUUGGAAGGCUACCGAAAGGAGCAGGAGCGCCUUGGAAUACCCUAUGACCCAGUGCAGUGGUCGACAGACCAGGUGCUCCACUGGGUGGUGUGGGUGAUGAAGGAGUUCAGCAUGACUGAUAUUGACCUAAACGCGCUCAGCAUUCCUGGGCGGGAGCUCUGCAGCCUCAGUCAAGAAGACUUCUUCCAGCGCGUCCCGCGGGGAGAAAUCCUUUGGAGCCAUUUGGAGCUUCUUCGAAAGUAUGUGUUGGCUAGCCAAGAACACUCUGGAGAAAUAGCAACUGUUACUAUUGAUCAGCCUGUGCAGAUUAUUCCAGCAUCUGUACAGCCUGCUACCCCAACCACCAUUAAAGUCAUAAACAGCAGUGCAAAGGCAGCUAAAGUACAGAGAGCUCCAAGGAUCUCUGGGGAAGAUAGAAGCUCCCCUGGGAACAGAACAGGAAACAAUGGCCAGAUCCAGUUGUGGCAGUUUUUGUUAGAACUUCUCACUGACAAAGAUGCUCGGGACUGUAUUUCUUGGGUUGGUGAUGAAGGAGAGUUUAAACUGAAUCAACCUGAACUGGUUGCGCAGAAAUGGGGACAGCGCAAAAACAAACCCACGAUGAACUAUGAGAAGCUUAGUCGGGCUUUGAGGUAUUACUAUGAUGGAGACAUGAUCUGCAAAGUUCAAGGCAAGAGGUUUGUGUAUAAAUUUGUCUGCGACUUGAAAACUCUCAUCGGAUACAGUGCAGCAGAGUUGAACCGGUUGGUCACAGAAUGCGAGCAGAAGAAACUGGCCAAGAUGCAGCUCCAUGGCAUUGCACAGCCGGUCACAGCAGUGGCGCUAGCUACAGCAUCCCUGCAAACGGAGAAAGAUAAUUAAGCACUAGGACCUGAAAGCGGGAGCCUGAGGCCUUUCCUAUAUAGCCAGAGCAGUUGCUGCUCUUACCUUUGUCAGAAUUUGAAACUUCUUUUGUUUCUUGACAGUACAACAUAGAGCAUGAUUUUCUAUAAAGAACUGGGACUCGCAUAAAUUUGGAUCUUUUAACAGCAUAUAUUUCAAUAUAUGUUAAGGGGUCACCACAACUUCUGCACCUUUGAGUCAGGGCCUCUAUGGUAUGCAGUCUGAAAUUGGUGAGAAAGGGUGAACUGGUCAGCGUUCUGUGUCUGCAGCUGUACAAAGUAAUUCUUGCAGGGCUUGUAACAAAAAUGAAGAACCUACAGCACGCAGGCUGAUCAGUUGUCUCAACUCAGUCCUUUCCAGUCUCUUGUUCUCUGCUGGACUACCAAAUGGCAUUUGAUGCUUUCAAAGUUAAACGUGUUCAUUAUUCUCAUUUAAUCAAGCAGAGCGGAAAGACACAUUAAAUGUUACCAAGCAUCAGGUUCUUAAAAUAGCUUCUGUGUUUAUAAGCAAAGUAAACUAAGACAAGGCUGAACUGAAGAUCAGUGCUGAAGAAGGAGAUCCAGGUUUAGAUCUGGCUUAGGUGAAAAGCCAAUUAUGAGUAUUUCAUUGUAAUAUGUAGAUAAUAUGAUAUAUGAGGGCAAGUACUUACCUGUUUUGAAAGGCAUUGUUAAUGCUAGCCAUUUAGCAAAAAGUGAAGACAAACUUCUUCCCCUGCUACCACCCCCCCCAUCAGGUGAUUUGAAAACUUGGGAAAAAAAUAGCCCUUGCCCAAAGAGCAGUCUGUUUUGGUGGGGGCUUUUAACGCUCUCUUCUACAAGGUGCUUAUUACGUGCAUGGUAGUCAACCUUAGUAACUGAAGACUUAAGUUAAUCACAGUCCAUAGUCCCUGUUUAGAAACAAAAUGCAAGCUGAAAAUAGUUUUACAGAGGACUGAAGUUUGAUUUCCAAAUUAUUGUACAGUCUGACAUAUAUUAAAAUACAAAGGUGUAUUUUUUAUUUAAAAUUAAUUUCUUUCUCAACUUCCGAGGGAUGUUUUUGAAGCUUCGUAAGCCAAAUGCAUGCUCCAGAGCUGGGUGUGAUUUGAAGCCUGGAUGAUGAAUAGAAAUAGUUGGAAUGUACCUUGAAUUCUGAGCUACAGAGAGUACUUCCUGCAACAUUAUACGUGCAGUAAAAAGUAGGCUGCAACUUUUGAGUUUCUGUACUGAUGCCUAUUAGACCAUUUCUUUUGAUGGCUGAAAACCGUGCGAUUUGGGGGUUGCUUUUGCCCCUUGCUAUUGUUAAACAGUGUAAAUAUUAUGUCACCAUGCAUAUUUUCCAACUGUUUAUAGUGAAACCCCCUCUGGUAACACUUAAUGCAGGCGUGUAAGGGAAGACCUUUAAUUCUGUGGGGGAUCGAGCUACUCUUAACCCUUAAAUCAAAAACGCUUGUACAGUGAGGUUCUAAACAUAAAAUGUGUCUAUAUGGAGUAGCAAGAGCACUGGACUGUUGCCCUUGAUCUGCAAAGGAGUGGCCUUGCCUGCAGGCAGAGGGCAAAGAACACAGAAGACUCGUGUUUCUUUCAAAGAUGCGUUGAGGACAGAGCUUUUUGUUUCUCGGUGGAUGUUCAUCUGCAGAUAGUUUUUGCUUAACUAGAAAUCUUGCGUGUCGUUCUAGCCUACUUUUUUCAUCAUCACCAUGAUUAUAAUUUUUCUUUUGCCAGAUUCUUUCAGUAACUCUUAAUAUUGUUUUUAUUCUUGAGCUCUGAAAGCACUCCAUCUACUGAGCAUGCUGCAUUUAUUUUGUUUUUUUA
Messenger RNA from Egretta garzetta (little egret), 3344 nucleotides. RefSeq names its product GA binding protein transcription factor subunit alpha (gene GABPA). The record is from RefSeq and is a predicted model, not a curated record. Gene Ontology annotation, molecular function: sequence-specific DNA binding; DNA-binding transcription factor activity, RNA polymerase II-specific. Bases 166 to 1533 code for a protein of 455 amino acids. Lineage: Eukaryota; Metazoa; Chordata; Aves; Pelecaniformes; Ardeidae. The transcript is spliced from 10 exons. Gene Ontology annotation, cellular component: nucleus. Gene Ontology annotation, biological process: cell differentiation; regulation of transcription by RNA polymerase II.